GGACUCUUUCCUUUCUCAAACGCCUUGGUGAAGAAAGCAGUCGCCUCUCUCUCUCUCUCUCUAUCUCGUGCUCGCGCACGGGGACGUGCACUGAGUCUUGCAAUAUAUAUAUGGCUGAAGAUGGCGAAGUCGUGUUCGAAGAAGAAGGAAUGACUUGGCUUCCAUCCCAUGUCCCAGACGAAACCUGCCAAGCCAAGACAUAUUUGAGGAAUCAACAGAACCAGCAACGACACGGUCCUCCUGCCCGAGCACAGGCUGUUGAGCCGGAGCCUCUUCGACGGAAAACGAAGCGUCCCGCGAAGUCUCAUUUUGGGCCCAAAUCUCUGUGUUCAAAUUGGGUUUCUGGAGGACCCGGGAUGCAAGCAAUUUUCCUGGAUUCGGGUCGGAGGUCCGAGGGCACCGGCGUUUUCCUUCCACAAACACCAAGGGCGAAUCCCCAGCCCAGCCGCGAGAAGCCGGCUUGUGCACCGGUCCUCCUGCCUUCUCGGGUCGUUCAAGCGCUCAACCUCAAUGUGCAAUCCCUUGGCUUGCGCAUUUCCCGAAGACCAGAUACCAAAGAAAAACCCAACAACGUGGAACCAAACCUGGUGAAGAAUCAAGAUGGAAAGGAUGCAACGCAACGUCGUAUUGUAAUGCAGAGCCAAAGCUCAUCCUCCUCCUGCUCCUCAGAUUUACUUCUUCCCAAAGAAUGGACCUACUGAUAGAUCUCUCGUGAAACUACGAAGAGGAUUCAAUUUUUUGUGACCUCCAAACCGAUCACAAAAGAGAUGGCCCGUUGCGCAAUCUAUUGUAGUUCAUAAGAGGCUCCGAAAUGUGGACGCCGCGGAAUUUGAUGGUGUCGAGCAUGUAACUUUCUACACAACCGUAGCUCGACACCACCGCCUUCGUUUCCGAAUGCGUGAGUUGAGACAUGGGGUAGUUGGGUCGGGAACACGGUGUAUCCGAUCAAUCAUAUUAUUAAUCGUUUAUGGACUUUGCAUU
Molecule: messenger RNA, 981 nt
Organism: Rhodamnia argentea
Lineage: Eukaryota; Viridiplantae; Streptophyta; Magnoliopsida; Myrtales; Myrtaceae
Exons: 5
Coding region: 111-701 (196 amino acids)
Source: RefSeq, a predicted model, not a curated record